Messenger RNA from Acipenser ruthenus (sterlet), 5129 nucleotides. Its product is annotated as ATP-binding cassette sub-family B member 6. NCBI's taxonomy places the organism in Eukaryota, Metazoa, Chordata, Actinopteri, Acipenseriformes, Acipenseridae. The record is from RefSeq and is a predicted model, not a curated record. Gene Ontology annotation, molecular function: ABC-type heme transporter activity; ATP binding; heme binding. The coding region runs from base 232 to 2784 and encodes 850 amino acids. The transcript has 20 exons. Gene Ontology annotation, biological process: transmembrane transport; heme transport. Gene Ontology annotation, cellular component: membrane.
GGUUCCGUUUGGUUGUGUAAGUGUGUUGGUGUCGACUGCCGAGUCAUAGAUGUGCGUUCACGUUUUAACAAAGACGCAGCUGCAGGACUGGAGUAAAUGUAAUUCUGUCAAACACACGGUAUCAUACCUAGACAUAAUCUACAUUUAGUAGAACUCCUUCAGAAAUUCUGUCAUUAUUUCUGAAAAUAACACAACUUUACAAGUUUUCUUCCGGGCCACACUUUCCACCGGAUGGCAGUGCUUGGGAGCUACUGUGAAGCCAAUGGCUCCAUAGCAGAGGUGUGGAUUGAGCAGGGCCUAUCUCCCUGCUUCUAUUUCACCCUGGUCCCGACACUGAUGUUGACCAUUUCCUUCCUUUUCGGCACUUUCCACUGCGUUUGUUACGGCAAGUAUGGCACGGCAAUGGAGCCCAAAUACAUCCCUCGUUCGAAGCUGUACACCCUGCAGUGCUGCCUGUCCGCCAUGCUCUUGUUGCAGUUCUUCGGGGGGAUGUUGUUGCAGGCUGUGGGCCGCAGUGUGGUGCCUGGCUACACCAUCUUGUAUGGGUGUCUGUCAGUGCUGGGUUGGGCCUGUUCUCUGGUCCUGCUGAGGCAGGAGAGGACCCGGGUGCUGGUUCGGGAUCGAACCCGGGGCCACAGCACAGUGCUGCUGCUCUUCUGGGCUUUGGCCUUUGCUGCAGAGAACCUGAGCUUCAUGUCAUGGAUGAGCCCCCUCUGGUGGUGGUCCCUAGAAACUACACAGCAAAAGGUGCAGUUUGGGCUGUGGCUGCUGCGCUAUGUCUGCACAGCACUGCUGUUCAGUCUGGGACUCCGGGCUCCAGGGCUGCCUAAGAGACCCUACAUGCUGCUGAUCAAUGAAGACGAACGCGACCUGGAGCACGGGCAGCCCCUGUUGGGUGACGGCAGCAGGAGCCAGUCAACGUGGCAGAAUUUUGGAAAGAAGGUGAAGCUGCUGGUUCCCUAUAUGUGGCCGAAGGGGAGCGUGCUGCUGCAGGGGCUGGUGGUCCUGUGUGUUGGGCUGCUUGGGGUAGAGCGGGCUGUCAACGUCUUUGUUCCCAUUUACUACAAAAACAUAGUGAACGAUCUGACUGAAGGAGCCAGCUGGAAGGCCGUUUCUGUCACAGUCUGCAUGUAUGUGUUCCUCAAGUUCCUGCAAGGAGGGGGAGCAGGGGCCUCUGGCUUUGUGAAUAACCUGCGCUCGUUCCUGUGGAUCCGGGUACAGCAGUACACUAACCAGACAGUGCAGAUCCGCCUGUUUGCUCACCUUCACUCGCUGUCCCUGCGCUGGCACUUGGGCCGUCGCACUGGGGAGGUGCUGCGCAGUAUAGACAGGGGAACCUCCAGCAUCAACUCCCUGCUGAGCUACAUUGUGUUCAGUAUCUUUCCCACUAUAGUUGACAUUGUGAUUGCAAUCGUCUACUUCAGCUCCCUGUUUAGUGCCUGGUUGGGACUAAUCGUCUUCAUCUGUAUGGCCCUUUACCUGACUCUGACCAUCGUCAUAACGGAGUGGAGGACCAAAUAUAGACGAGAUAUGAACACGCAGGACAACGAUGCCAAAUCCAAGGCUGUCGACUCCCUGCUGAACUUUGAAACGGUGAAGUAUUACAACGCUGAGAGCUAUGAAGUGGACCGCUUUAACGACGCCAUCCUCAAAUAUCAGGCUUCUGAAUGGAAAGUGAAUGCCUCUCUGGCCUUGCUCAAUCAGACUCAGAACCUCGUUAUUGGCGGCGGGUUACUGGCCGGCUCCCUGCUCUGUGCCUACUUUGUCACUGAGAACAAGCUCAAGGUUGGUGAUUAUGUUUUUUUCGGAACCUACAUUAUUCAGCUCUACACCCCUCUCAACUGGUUUGGUACCUACUACAGGAUGAUCCAGAGUUCAUUCAUAGACAUGGAGAACAUGUUUGAGCUUUUUACUGAAGAGCAGGAGGUGACGGAUGAUGUUAAUGCUGGGCCUCUUCUUUUUAAACUGGGAAAGGUGGAGUUUGAAAACGUUCACUUCAACUAUGUGAAUGGUAAAGAGAUUCUGAAGGACGUGUCCUUUACAGUCAUGCCUGGUCAAACAGUAGCUCUGGUGGGGCCUUCUGGAUCAGGAAAGAGCACCAUCAUCCGUCUCCUCUUCCGCUUCUACGAUGUGCGGGGGGGGUGUAUCCGGAUUGACGGGCAAGACAUCUCCAAGGUAAAGCAGACAUCCCUGCGCUCCCACAUUGGAGUGGUGCCCCAGGACACUGUGCUCUUCAACAACAGCAUCCGAGACAACAUCCGCUAUGGGCGCAUCUCAGCCUCCGAUCAAGAGGUGGAGGAGGCAGCGCAGGCCGCAGAGAUCCACGAGAACAUCAGCGCCUUCCCAGAUGGUUAUGAUACUGCGGUGGGGGAGAGGGGGCUGAAACUCAGCGGGGGUGAGAAGCAGAGGGUUGCCAUUGCCAGAACCAUCCUGAAGGCACCCCAGAUCAUUCUCCUGGAUGAGGCCACGUCAGCGCUGGACACACACACAGAAAGGAACAUCCAAGCCUCUCUCUCCAAAGUCUGUGCCAACAGGACCACUAUCGUCGUGGCUCACAGAUUGUCGACCAUCAUUAAUGCUGACCAGAUCCUAGUCCUUCAAGAUGGACAGAUCGCAGAGCGUGGAAGACACGAUGGACUCCUGGCGAAGGGAGGGCUGUACUCCAACAUGUGGAUGAAACAGCAGCAGGGUCAGGACUCGGACUCUGCCUCUGACACAGAGACCAAGGACAGGAGCACAGAGAAGCUGCAGCCCUCCAGCUCUGUUGCACGCAGGAGCCAGUGAGAACAGGGGAGUCCCAGUCAAAUACACUGUUUUGUACAAGCACAGUGAAAUCAGCAUUUUAGCAUCGUCACUGGUCCCCUUUCACCUGUGUAUUUUCUGGUUCUUUGAAUGUAUUUCAAAUAGAACUCUUUAAAAUGGUAUGUGUCUUUCUGGUACCUACUCACUUCCUGCACUAUCCGUCUAUCCAGUGUUGUAGUUCCAAUCAGAGCAGGUUCACGAUGGAAAGUGUUCAGCUACCAGGAAUAGUGAAGCAAAUUUAAGAAAUUCCAAUCACAAGAGGAAGGAAAUCAGUGUUGUUUUUGCUGGUGCAAUCAACUUUAAACUGACAGCUUGCUGUAUAGCCAUGGUUACAUUCUGACUGACUCACUGAUACUUCUGGGGGGCCAUAAACUGUACAGCUGGGACAAAAUGAAGGGAUGCUUAUUGUUGAAUAGAGAACAUAUGAUGUGAGUGUGUCUGUACCUGACUGUCUGUGUGAGUGUUUCCGUGUCUGUACCUGACUGUCUGUGUGAGUGUUUCCAUGUCUGUACCUGACUGUCUGUGUGAGUGUUUCCAUGUCUGUACCUGACUGUCUGUGUUUCCAUGUCUGUACCUUACUGUCUGUGUGAGUGUUCCCUCCGUCUCCAUGUCUGUACCUGACUGUCUAUGUGAGUGUUCCCUCCGUCUCCAUGUCUGUACCUGACUGUCUAUGUGAGUGUUCCCUCCGUCUCCAUGUCUGUACCUGACUGUCUAUGUGAGUGUUCCCUCCGUCUCCAUGUCUGUACCUGACUGUCUAUGUGGGGAAGGCAAACUUGUGGCCAAAACAAGCAGAAUCAAAACUCCAGCACUGAUGUUUGUUUUGUAACCUUUUUGUGGCACUACCAGUUCCAGUCGCACAUUUCUGUAAUAUAUUCUCUAUACUAUCCCAAGUGUGUCAUUUCCAAGCAGGGGUUAAUAUUAGCUGUGGACUUUAACAGUGUGGGUGUGUUGGAUUUAUUAUGUUUCAAUAUGACAUCAAGUGGUAAUAACAGGACAUCAUGGGAAGCAGUCUUUGUGGAAGAAAGCUGUAUCAGUAAUGCACUUGAAUUGCAGGUGGUGGUAAAUGUUAUUUUUUAUGAUUGUGUUUUUUCAAAUCAACACAGGAAAGUAAUACAUGUUUUUCUUUACUUCCAGUCUUGGGACACUGGAAAUGCUGGCUGUAUUUUGGGUGCAUUGUUUGUGUGUAACAGCAAGGGGUCCUGUUAGGUAUUCUGAACCCUUGAGUCAGAACCUGUUACCAUUCCUCUUUGCUGAAGUUUCUUAGGGGGCUGUUCAUAGAUGCAUUUUCAGGGGAUGGGCAAAAAAGUAGAAAAGCUGCUGACAGGGUCCAGGCAGCCUGGGGCAGCACUGAGAAGAGCCUGCAGGGCGUUUCCAUUGCUCUGGAGGGUUGCAUGAUCUUUCCUCAAUGAGUAUUGCUUUCAUUCCCAUUGAGAAUGGAAAUCUGCCGCAAAGUCUGUUCUCCAGGAUGGUCUGCCUAGCAAUCAAACUAUGAUACUGUUCUUGCUGAACAUUAAUAAUUAGGGCUGUCAUGUUUAACACUAUCAGACAUCGUGCCCAUGUAGAUGCAGCUUUUCCUUAAAGAUAAUAGAUAGUAGACCUUGAUAUAGAUACAGCCAUCUGACAUUUGGUGAAGAUAGUUUGCAGCAGAUGGGAAUGAUGUCACAUUAAAUUUAGCUACACUGUUUCAUUAUUCUUAUUUAACUAUAUAUAUAUAUUAUUAAAGUAAGUACAGGGUGCUGUGUAAGAUGCAAGUUGAUUUUCACCUGCUCAAGGUCAGAGCGGCCAAUAUUUUCAUAUAUAUGUACAUAUACAUGGAUGAAGGUUAUAUUUGCAUCCUGAGCCAUUCGGAAAAAAAAGUGAUAAUACCACAGUAGUGACGUCAAAAAGUGAUAAUUCCUCUAGAGGAAAAUAUACUUGAACUUUGACCCAUUCGACUCCUCGAGACCAUCACUUUCAAUUCAAACACAAAAUAUCUCGUUUUCAAUCACUCGACAACAUCCACAGUACAUAAAUGUUCAUUAAUUAUCAACAAAAUGAGCUGGUACAUUCGUAUCUCAGAGAAACUAAACGAAUGACAACAUAGAACGUCUCUACGAACUGAAAAAACUCUUUAUUAAAAAAAAAAAAAAACAGCAGUGUGCUGCUGAACCUCGUCUUCUUUAAUAUUAGCAUCACAUCCAUGUAUUAUAAAAAAUAAUAGAUGGGCCUCUUCAGUGAGUUACAGGAAAACAAUUCCAUCUCAGGUUUCUGUGACAGUUUAUAAACUCGACUUUCAGUCUUGUAAUUUAUGACGUCACAGAAACCCAAGAUGAAAUUAUUUUCCUGUA